UAGGACUUGUGGCUAGGCCCUUCCGAGAUGGUUGGGGUUAAACUUGCCAGGCGCUGCGGGAUGUGGGGGUUAGGGGUACCCACACCUGCGCACUCUAAGGAGUUCUGACCGUGGCUGUGGAAUGCAGUAUACGGUCGAGGGCGACAGUCAUGAUUGGAUGACUGUCAGUCUGGGGUGCACAAGAGGCUGGGCCUCAGGGAUGCAAAAUCACAGCCCCGCGGGGAGUUAGAGAAGCACCGAGGCUGAUAUCAGAAUAAACACGAACAAAGCGAGACGGAGGUAUUGCCAGAGCAGCCCCCAUUCAGCCCCGCGCGGGUCACCUCUCCGACUACUGGGUGGCGGCGGACAGGCUCCCGGCCCACCUCUGCCCCGCCCCGGCCUAGUUGCUCUCUAGCGGUUAACCCUUGCGGGCGCGUUUCCUGGAACGGCUGCCCAGCGCCUCCAGCGCCGAAGGAAGGACUCGGGCCCUCCGCCUCCCCCGGGUCCUGAGUGGGCGCCAGGCGCCGGGAACUGACCGUGGUGCUGAUCGCGCAGCUCUGUAUCGGGCGCGGCUCCCAGACCUGCCAAGACCGCAUACCGCGACACUCCCGGCCUCAGCGCAGCAGUGACACUGCAGCAUGGAGCUGAAGAGAGGAAAGACCUUCAUCAAAUCUAGCCUGCAGAUUGACCAUGAGAAACCUCCAGACCCAGCAGCGACUGCCCUGACCACAGAGGAUGCACUCUCACUGGGAGGGCAGCAGCUGCCCCACAGUGAGAGGGGCCCCCAGGUCAGUCCCAGCACCCAAGGAUACAACAGAUGCUCUGAUCGGGAAGCCCAGCCAGACACCAGUGGAGGGCCUGCAGCUCUCUGUGGGGCCACCUUCAAACUGGUUCGGAAGAGCAAGAAUCACGACAGUGUGCCCAGGGCUGACAGGGCAGCCACAGCUACAGGGCAGCUGGUGGGCAGUGCAAGUUUCCCAGGGACCCCCAGCAGCCAGCGCAUGAUUGACUACCGCCACUUUGUGCCCCAGAUGCCCUUUGUACCAGCUGUGGCCAAGAGCAUCCCAAGGAAGAGGAUUUCCCUGAAACGACCCAAGAAGUGCUUUCGUAACCUAUUCCACAUUCGUAGAAACAAGACUGAGAAUUUGCCCUCAACCAAGGGGGAGGGCUUGUCUUCUCCCGAGGGCCCAUCAGAGACUGGAGGGCAGCGAGGCAUAGCCUUCCUCCCCUUGGGCGAGGAACUGGGCCUGGAUGGCCAGUGCCAGGACCUGUCUGACAGUGAGUUCCUGCCCGACUCUUCCUUUGACCUCUGCAGGGCCCUAUGUGAGGACGUGGCCUCACUGAAGAGCUUUGACUCACUCACAGGCUGUGGGGAGAUCUUUGCAGAUGAGAGCUCAGUGCCAUCCCUGGAGCUGAACGAGGGCCUGGCGAGCCCUGCCCAGAGAUCACAGGCUUCUGACAGCAAGACUUCCAGGGGCCCCUUCCAAGGUAGCAUAGAGCAGCUGGCAUCGCCUGCCCAGCAUGAAAUGUCUGACUUUGCCAAGUUCUGGGACCAUGUGAAUCACUCAGUGAGGCAGCAGCAGCAUGCCCUGCUAGGCCCGUGGCUGGGAGGGCCCCAGGCAUCAGACACAGACCAGCCCAGGCCAGAUGCAGCUAGGCUGGCUGAGCUCCCUCUGUGCCCAUGCAGGGAUCCCCACAGCAGCUCCAAAGCCAGCUCCACAGACACAGGGACCCCCAAGAGUGAGCGGCCGGAGUCUGUGUCCACGAGCGACGAGGGCUACUAUGACUCCUUCUCACCAGGCCUAGAGGAGGACAAGAAGGAGGCCCCGAGCCCAGGCACACCCACAGCCGCCUUCCCCCGGGACAGCUACAGUGGAGACGCCCUCUAUGAGCUCUUCUAUGACCCCGCUGAGGGCCCUGGGAGUCCGAGCCUGGAUGACGACUUGUGCGUGUCCGAGAGUCCAUCGGGGCCGGCACUGGGAGCCCCGUUGUCCAUGUGCAGCUUCCAUGUCGGUGCAGAGGAGAACCUGGCUCCUGUUCCAGGCCCAGACCUACUCAGCCAGGGCUUCUUGCAGAGCUCUUGGAGGGGCAAAGAGUGCCUGCUGAAGCUAUGUGACACUGAGCUUGCCAUCACCAUGGGCAUUAUCAACUGGCUCCGCCGGGGCCCGGAGCUCCGUGCCUUGCCUGCCUCAGCUCUCAGAGAGCCGGCAACUCCCUCAGGAGGACUGGUGGAGAAACCAGGAGCUGGCUCUGAGAAGAUGGGCCUAGGUCCAGUGAAACUGGAUGGCAGGGGGCCCCAGUCUUUAGAUGCAGGUAGAAUCUCUAUGAGCUCUAUACCCAGCAGGAAGGAGCUGUGGGCAUGUUCAGGUCCCAAGGGCCUGCUUGCUGGAGUGAGCAAGGUCCUAGCUGGGGCCAAGCAGGAGACCAAGUCUUCAUCCUGUGACCCCUCUCUGGAGUGUGUACUGGUCUCUGGGGAACGAGGGACACAAGGCCACCCUGAAGGCUCAUUCUCCCCUGUAGGGUCUGCAGCCGCCAUGGGAUCCAACACAUCCAGGAAGAACAAGGUCCCACACCCAUCUGUCUGGCCUGGUUCCCAGGAGCCCAGGCUGCCUAGGAACCUUGGGUGUUUCCAAGGUCCCUGGAGGCCAGGUCCUGGGGGAAGCACCAUGGAUUCAAAACUCACCCUGACAGGCUGUGUGGCCCAGGUGGAAGCCCUACAGAUCAACCCAGACUGCCAGUCCCCUGCUGCUCAGCCCCCAAGACAAAACACAGGUAGUGGGCUCUGUGGGAAGCCUCAGGCCAGGGGCCCUGACAUUCUGCAACAGGAACAGCCUAAUGGCUUCCCUAACCUGGCUGCCAUCUGUGGCCUGCCCUCCCUGGCCAACCCACUCCACAUCCCACAGGACCAGAGAUGCCCAGGCAGCAUUCUGGAUCUGAGUCAGCUCAGGGAGGAGCCCACCACGCUGAAUGUCCAGGCCCAUGUCUCUGUGGAGGACCAGCCCCUGCAGCUCAACUCAAGGGCUAUAGAGCAGGCUGCACAGAGGGGCCAGCUGGACUUGUAGUGUGCCUCUGCCUGGGAUCACUUGCCAGGAAUUCUGGCCCUCACUUCCAACAGCUAGUGAGAGGGUCCCCCCCCUCUGCAAGUGCCCAGAAAACCACUGCAGCUUUUCGGAUCACAAGGGAUCCUCUGCAACCAGCAGGAAGUAGGGGCUACCAGGACAGCAUGACCGAGCCCCAGCUUUGGAACAGUUUUGCAUCCUUGGGAUCACAUUCAGGAGAGUCUAAGACCCAAAUCUCCAUCCUUUGUUCCUGAUGUGAGGACUGGAGGACUGUAUUGGGGGGAAGGGAGUGUCAGUAUUCAGAUAGGAAGAGUGGGGCAUUUUAACAUGGAGGCAUCCGUGCCUAAACCCAACAGCUCUGCCAGAAGAGGUCCUGGGAAGCCCAGGGCCAAGGACAACUGCAAAGCUGCCAGCGCUCUCAAAAUGUUCCUCACCGAUUUCCUCACACACACACACAAAUGAACAGUCUAAACCCAGGUGUCUAAACAGACCUGGGAAUGUUUUGGGGAUGGAAACAGUACAUAUUGUAAAGGGCACAUAUUGUGCUGAUAAGUCUGCACAAGAAUUGAGAGUAAUAAAUGUGAGUGAGGAAUCCGAGACUUGGGUAGAAGCUUGAGACUAGGGGUUAGCUCAAUAGUGUCUACUCACCCCACCUCCAGAAUGAGCAGCCAUAACUUAUGGCUGAAGGGCUGAAGGGCCCUGAAGGGCUAAGGGAAUCAGAAUCAGGACCAGCCAUCUUAGCAAGAGCCUUGAACCAGCAGAUGCCACGCAUUCCUGUGCAACCUUGCCAGGGCUGGCCAGACCCUGGAGACCCUGAACAGUGGGUGUUCCCUGUCACAAAACACCCCAUACAAACAAUGGUUUCCCCCCAUUUGUGCACUCUAACUGAUCUGUGGGUGGCAAGACGCUCUUGGGGAAGAAGCUGUCUGAUCCUCCACACUGCCAUUUCCACCCUCCGUGCUGCCAGCAUCCUAGCUUCCUCUUUCAGGAAGGCUCACUUUUGAAUGAAGCUGUAUCCCCCAACCCCUCAAAAAAAUCACAACAUUUGCACAGCACCAAACAUUCAGAAUCACAAAGGGAAAGAUGGGGCAGGAAGGGCAGGUGUCUGUCUGGCCAGCCUCAGGGCAGCAGACCAACAGCAAGCUCCUUGACGGGGUCUUCUAUGAUUAGAUCCUGCCUCAGGUGCCCUGUUUCGUAGAGGUGAGAGGGGGGAGUAUGCUACAGGCAGUGGAGCUGUUCCUGUUGCAGAAUGUCAGGGCCCCUGGCCUGAGGCUUCCCGCAGAGCCCACUGCCUGUUUCUUGAAGAGUGAUGAGGGAGGGAUUCCAGACAGAGAGAUGUAGUCUGACCACAGGCUGGGGCCACUCCUGAUUGUCCGAGGCCUUGUUUUCAGGCUGGAACAUGCUCUGCAGCUCUCUUUAAUAACUGUUCCCUGGGGCCUGCUAUGGGAGGAUGAGGGCAGCAAAUGGGAGGCUCAAAGGGGCAUGACAAAGCUGCUGAGCAGGCGCAUUGGGACAGGACGCACGGGAGGCCAGGGCCAGCUCCUGGGGGCCACACUCGGCCCUUUGUCCUAGGACUGUCACAAGGACAGCCUUAGGGGCCCUGACAUGAGCAGGUGCUGCAUGUCAGCUGCUUUCCCGGUUUCUUACAUGCAAACCAAGGCCAUGGUGUGGAUGUGACUUGCCCACAUCAUCCUCAGCCAGCAAGUGGGGUCCAGUUCUUAGCAGCCCCCACUGCAAACACCCCUCUCAACGCCUCCAUUCCUUCCUUCUUUCAGGAUACAGAUGUCUGGGGCCUCUGGGUGCCAGGAGUACACCUCCCUGUUACUUUGUACUGCACCUGAGCAGAGCGAGUACCCAGUAAAUA
Messenger RNA from Bubalus bubalis (water buffalo), 4902 nucleotides. It is a transcript of the gene AMER3, whose product is annotated as APC membrane recruitment protein 3. Gene Ontology annotation, molecular function: beta-catenin binding; phosphatidylinositol-4,5-bisphosphate binding. The coding region runs from base 618 to 3041 and encodes 807 amino acids. The record is from RefSeq and is a predicted model, not a curated record. Gene Ontology annotation, cellular component: plasma membrane. Gene Ontology annotation, biological process: regulation of canonical Wnt signaling pathway. The transcript is spliced from 2 exons. NCBI's taxonomy places the organism in Eukaryota, Metazoa, Chordata, Mammalia, Artiodactyla, Bovidae.